AUGGCGGCGGCGGGAGGCUCGGCUAGCUCGCUCGCUCGCUCCCUCGGCGCUCGGCCCGUCGGCGCCCGCGCCCGCGCCCGCUGCGGCCUCCACAGGAAGUGCCGGCGGCCGGCCUCGCUCCUCGUCCGCGGCUCCAGCGGCUGCCACCGGUGCGCCCCAGCGCCCAGUGGUGGGACAGGGAGGCCGGGAGUCUCCCCGCAAGACACAAUGGAAAAGUACCAGAUUUUGGACUGGCUGAAUCCUGGGGCCUUGGGGGUGAACCUUCUGGUAGAGGAGACAAAAACCAAAGUAAAGCACGUGAUAAAGCAGGUGGAGUGCAUUGAUGAGCAUCAGGCCAACGAGGCCCUGGAGGAGUUGAUGCCACUGCUGAAGCUUCAGCAUGCCCACGUCUCCAUCUACCAGGAGCUCUUCAUCAUGUGGAACAGUGAGAUCUCCUCUCUGUUCCUUUGCCUGGUGAUGGAGUUCCACGAGGGAAGCUUCCAGAAUGUCAUUGAGAAGAAGAGGGCGGCAAAGAGAGUCAUUGACUCCCAGUGGAUGCAGAACAUGCUGGGCCAGGUGUUGAAUGCGCUGGAGUUCCUGCACCAGCUGGACAUUAUCCACAGGAACCUCAAGCCCUCCAACAUUGCCCUGGUCAGCAGCGACCACUGCAAACUGCAGGACCUGAGCUCCAACGCACUCAUGACCGAUGUAGCCAAGUGGAACGUCCGUGCAGAGGAAGACCCCUCUCUCAAGUCCUGGAUGGCCCCCGAAGCCCUCAAGUUCUCCUUCAGCCAGAAAUCUGACAUCUGGUCCCUGGGCUGCAUCAUUCUCGACAUGGCCGGCUGCUCCUUCCUGGAUAGCACGGAAGCCAUGCUUCUGCGGAAGUCCAUCCGGAGUUCCCCCGACGGCCUGAGGGGUGUCCUGAGGACCAUGGAGGAGAGGAGGGUCCCCGACGCAGAAAUCUUCAGUUCCCUUUUGCCUCUGAUGCUCCAGGCCGACCCGUCGGAUCGAAUAACCAUCAGGGACGUGAUUCACUUGUUUGUGAGCAGCGACUUCAGGUCCUCCAGCAGUGCCCUGAUGCCGCACCGGCAGGUGGUGCCCGACUUCAUCAUCGACAGGCUGCUAGAAAGCAACGUCACCAGCAUCUUAGAGGUCAUGCAGAACUUCUCCAGCCACCCCGAAGACCAGCAGACGGCCCUGGAGAGGCUCCUGGGGAUGUCUGAAGACCAGCAAGGUGUGCCGUGGCCGGCGGAGCUGGCGGAGGUGUUGGCCGGCACCGUGAAGCAGCACGACAGGGUCCUUGACGCACAGCCGUGUGCCUGCUCCCUGCUGCUCCGCACCCGGGGCCAAGCUCAGGGUUCCCCGGCCUCUUCUGCUGGCCUGCGCAGCACUGGGGCAGGACCCAGCGGCCACGGCGCCGAGCGACAGCACCAUGGCCCCCGUGCCGCUGAGCGUGCGCGGAGCCACCCCAAGGAGCAGCAGCCCCUGGUCACGGUGCACCGCCCGCUCACCGUCGCCAGCCAGGGACUGGCCACAGACGAGCUGCGGAGGGCCGGGCUGUGCGAGUGCAUCCUGGAGCGCCUGGACGCCCUCCCCAGGAACAGGGACACCUGCUUGAACGGCCUGAGGCUGCUCUGGGCUCUGCUGGUGGACGCUGUCAUCGUGAACAAGGCCCCCUGGGAGAAAGCCCCGGCCCUCAUUGCUGAGGUGCUGGCCACCUACCCCACGGAUGCGGAGAUGGCUGAAGCCAGCUGUGCAGUCCUGUGGCUGCUGUCGUUGCUGGGUGAGCAGCCCGGGGCCCCGGGGCCGGAGAGGUGGCCCUGGGCCCUCGAGACGAGGCACGUGUGGCCCCCCGCAGGCUGCAUAGGCGAGCAGCAGUUGGAAGAGGUGGUGGUCCUAAUCUUGCAAAGCAUCCGGGCGUGCCAGGACCGAGCCCUGCUGGUGAACAAUGCCUGCCAGGCGCUGGCCAGCCUCGCGAAGAUGUCCGAGCUGGCGGCCCUGCAGGUGGUGAUGCCCGAGGAGGGCAGCAGCGGCCUCACCCUCAUCCAGGAGACGUACCAGCUCCACCAGGACGACCCGGAGGUGGUGGAGAGCAUCUGCAUGCUGCUGGCCCACCUCGCCUCCCACAAGGACAUCCUGUCAGAGCUGGUGUCCAGCGGCAUCCAGCCCCUGGUCGAGGAGAUCCACGGGCGCUUCACCUCCAGCCUGGAGCUGGUCUCUUAUGCACAAAGUGUGCUUCAGAAACUGGAAGAGGCCUCGCGGCCCAGCUCCGACGGGGGGCAGUAGACCUGUCGCAGGCAGCCGCCCGGGGAGGUCUGCCUCUCCCUCCUCAGGCUGUACCUGACAGGGCGCCCACUGCCACAGGGCGUCUCCUUAGGGGUGGGGGUCAGGGAGAGGUGUCACCCAGGACC
This is a messenger RNA of Globicephala melas (long-finned pilot whale), 2390 nucleotides long. RefSeq names its product serine/threonine kinase like domain containing 1 (gene STKLD1). Lineage: Eukaryota; Metazoa; Chordata; Mammalia; Artiodactyla; Delphinidae. Gene Ontology annotation, biological process: protein phosphorylation. Gene Ontology annotation, molecular function: ATP binding; protein serine/threonine kinase activity. The record is from RefSeq and is a predicted model, not a curated record.